AUGAAUUAAAAGGAAAAAGAGAAAGCAUAAACAUUUGAAUAAGAGCUUGUUUUUUAAAGCAGUAGUAAUUCAAAUAAUGAAUAUAAAAGCAACAAAUUGGAUAAAGAUUCUUCUCCUUUUGACUAGGUAAUUGAGAAGAAAAAAUUGCUGAGUCAUGAGAUGAAUAUAAACGAAGUCUACUUAGGCUAAAAAAAUGAAGAGAGCAGUAAAUAAAUCUUUCCAGUCUAAAAAACUAAAUCACUUGAUUAGCCAACAGGUUAGAAUACUUAGGCCUAAGAUAAAUUUGAAAACUAGUAAGAUGAAGAGGCCGAUGUCUCUUCUAAUGAACUAAUAAUUUAAGAAAAAGAAGACAAAAAAUAAAUGAAUUCAAUCAAAAAGUUUAAAUAGUUCAACAAAAAAAUAUUUAAAAAAACAGCCAAACUCUAAAAAAGCAUCUUUAAUAUCCUGUUUAAAAGAAAAUUAUUCAGAAUAAUUUUAUUGCUAGCAAUUGAAGUGGUUGCUAUAGCUCUAUUUAUAGCUUUCUUUAAUGGUUUAGGUUAUAGUAGAGGUUAGAUUUAAAUUUAUGAAAGCGAUCAAAUAAAUAUUCAAUUAAAUAGGUGUGUUAUCAAAAUUAUUGAUUAUAAUAAAAAAGAUAAUAUUGAUUUAAACUACCUUUCAAGAACAUAUCUACCUGAUUAGAUUGACGGAAACAUACUGAUGGUCUACUCGUUUCCAAAUCCAUAGCCUUACUAAAAAAAUUACUCAUUUUCUUAAUCAAACUCAUAAAAGACGUUUUCUUUUGAUAAUAAUGCAAAUUAUAAAUCAUGUUAAAUUGCAUUCUAUGUAUACCAAAAGACUUAAUUGAGUAGUUUAACAAUCAAUUGCUUAGAUAAACAAUGUGAUAUUUUAAUAGAUUCAUCUAAUAUAUCCUUUACUUCAUUAAGCAUAUAAGGACCUUAAGUCUAUCUUAAUUCACCAAGCAUAAUAGUAUAAGACUUUUCAUUUUUGACUUUCUAAGGAAAUUUUGAAGUUAACAACUUCUAAUUUUCAAAAGCUUCUGUAGAAACUUCGGAGGGUGAUAUAAUUAUACAAUCUUUAUAGAGUAUUACUGCAACUGUAUAGCUAACCAAUAAGUAUUAUUGUGUCUCAACAUAUUCCUCAACUCCUAUACUGAAUACGAUUACUAGUAAUCCAGCAAGCUGCACUCUUGUAUUUCCCUAUGGAACAACUGAUUUUGAUCCUAAAAACAUGGUAGCUGAGAGAUGUAUUUCAGGUUCUAUUACUAUUCCUUCAAAUAUAGGAGGGAAUCAAAAUCUUAUUGCUAAGAAUACAUUUGGUAACCUUUUCAUAAAUGUACUUUAAAAAGUAGGGUAAGCAGCAGAUUAGAUCCUCAAUGCAUAGUAUGUUUAUGAUCAAACUAUUUAUGGAAAGAAUGGAGAUUCAAUAUCAUUUUCAAAUAAUUCAUAGAGCAGAUUGAAUAGCUAGAUGGAAACAGCAAGUAAUCCAAAUGUAUAUGAUCCAAUCUUUGUUAUGAGGUUUGGAUCUUCAUAAAUAGAGUCAAAUACUUACUAAUAAUGGCAAAUAACAUAUAAUCCAGCUUAUUCAUACUUUAAACCUUAUUGGUUAGGGGCAUUGACGGUAAAUCUUCUUAAUUCUUAAAGAUAUUAAGAUUAAUAUUUUCUCGCACCAGGAUUUUGUCCUUUUGUAAAUUCGUUGAGCUAAAAGAGGCUUAACUCAGUAAAAGAAUUGCUAAAAUCAUAGUUUAAAUCAUAAUAAAAUUCUGCAUAUUUCAUUUAUUCUCUAGCUUGGUAAUCUUCAAUCAGCUUGCCACCAAUCUAAUUUACGUAAACUGAUACAUAUAGUAGUUUAAGAGAAAUAUCUCUUAGUGAUAAUUAUGUGGACGAUUGGAUUGAUUUUAAUAAAAAUAGUGAUGGCAAUAUUACAACAACUUAAUUGAAUGUAUCCUAAAGCGGAGUAUUAGAAGCAGCAAUUAUAGUUAGCUUUAUAUUAGCAUGCAUAGUAGGAUUAGUCCUAAUAGUUGCAAUAGUUUACAUAAUAAAUGUUAACUACAUCUAUUUACUCAAUCACAUAUCUAAUAUAGAUACCUAUUCCUAGAUUUUAAAUAAUCAAUAAAAUCAAAAUGAAAGAGGAAUAGAUAGUAAUGAAGAUCUUGAAGAACAAAAAGAAGAAGAUUCUGCAUAAAUACCUGAAUAAAUUAAGUAAAAUGAAGCUAUAAAAAUAGAGUACUCCAUAAAAGGAAUUCUUAAGUUGUUUUUUAAUUUAAUCUUAUUAUCUCCUCCUUUGAGUGCAUAUAUUGAUUAGGUUGUUAUACUUUUCUAAAAAGCUAGAUAGAAUUCUAUCAGUGAAUUUUAUAAAUUGCUCUUUAAAAAGGUUUAAAUUAAUGAAAAAGCUUCUGAUGAUAUUAUCCAUAAUUUAGAGAAAGAUUCAAUAGUAGGAUCUGAGUUGAAAGGACUGUAUGAAAAAUACUGUUAUCUAAAUUAGGUGCUUGAAAGAAAAUUAGAUGAUGAAGACAGUGUUAUUUACCUAUAAAAAAGAGGUUUUAAGAUAAUGAAUAAAUAUGAUGCUUUAAUUCAGUCUUAUUCUUAUAUUAAAUAUAAUGGAAAAAUAGCAUCCAUCUCUGAUACUUAAAAUAAAAAUUCUUUGUAACUCUUUAUAGAAUCUUCAUGCACUCUUACUAAAUUUCCGAAUGAUACAAUUGAUUCAAUAUCGUUUGACUAAUAUUACAAUGAUUUUUGUGAGAUGAAUCAUAUUGCUAAAUAAACAAUUAGCGAAGGUUAAUUAUAAAGAGACUUUGGUGUUGAAACAAAAUAUGAUCCAUUAUAAGUGAUAGAGAGAGAUCCAAACUACGAUCUUAAAAAAAAUAAGACUAUGUAUAUUGUAGAUAAAAAUAGAGUUAAUAAUACCUUUAAGCUUCUACUCUCAAAGAAUCUGAAAGGAAAAUAAUUUAAAACAGAGGAAAUGGAAGAAGUUAAGAAAGAGUUAUUUUCUCCAGAUUUUUGGUGGUUUUAUGAUACUUUGACAGUUUUAGCUCACUUAGGAUCAAUUAUUAUUUUGGGAUGUCCUUUUAUUAUCCUGAUUAUUUUUAUUAGAAUACUUCAAUCCAAUUAUUCUUCAGUUCCUAUUCAGAGAUUAAUUUUCAGCUAUGAUAUUAUAGAAGAGCCCUCGUCUAUCCCUUACAAAUUAAUGUCUGAUACUGGUAUAGUUAUUGCAAUUACUGUUAUAUCUCUUAUUUUCUUAGGUCUUUCAUCAUUUGAUUUAAUUCAUUAUUAUAUCUUCAUGACAAUCCCUUAAGAGAGGCAAUUUUAAAAUUAUAAUUAAUCAAGUUAUAUCAGAAAAUUAACUUCAAAGAUAAUGUGGGUAAUUGUUCUGUUUGUUUUAUAUGGUGUUGGUGUGUAUUUAAGUUUAGUAGGAACAUGGCUCAUCUUAGGUGCUAUUAUUAAUCCAAAUGCAUUCUUACCAUAUGCAACUUCAGCUGCUACUUUUCUUACUUUAGUUACUAGAAAAUAUUAAAUUCUAAAGCAGAUAUUAGAUUAAGGAGUAAAACUUUUAACAGAUUACUUGAAAGGGUUAGCAGAGAAAUAGUUCAAAGAUAUGUUAAAAAAAUUAGAUAUUGGAGGUAAAGUUGAUUAAUUUGUCCCGACUGAUCAAGUAAAAUCACUAUGCUAAGAGGCAGCAAAUUAUGGCCUAAUAGAUCCAAAGCAAUCUGAAAAUAUAUAAGAUAAUUUAGAGAUUAUGGUUAGAGAUCCUGAGGCUGUUUCUCAUCUUGGUAAUGAAAUGCUACAGAUUGCAUAAGAUCCUAAAUAAUAUGCAAUAAGUAUUAUGGGAAAAUUAGAAGAAAAGGCCAAGCAAUAGCUUGAAUAAUAACUUAAAUAAUACCUACCUAUCAUGGCUCAGAGUCUAACUUAGCUAAUUUUUACUAUUUUAAGCCGUUAAAAUACAAGAUUGAAAACAGAAUUAGUAACUGUUCUAUCAGACUUAAAUUUAGAAAUCUAAAACAAAUUUAAAGAAAAAGCUGAUAAGGAUUUAACAUAAAAACUAGAAAUUUUAUCAGGACCUAUCUUAAAAUUAAUAUUUGAAUUUUAGUCAUAAGACACUUAAUCUAGGUAAGAAAAAAAGAAUGCUAUUUUAUAAUAAGUAAGUUACUUAAUAUCAACUAUGGUUUUGUAGAAAUUCCCUUUCUCAAAAGAAAAUUAUAUUUAAAUUUAAUCAGAAGAUAAAAAUUUGAAAAAUGAAGUUAAUACUCAAAAAAAGAGUGGAGAAGGUUAUGACUAUAAACAACUAUAUCAAGAAAAGCUGAAAAAAUUUAAUAAGAGCGAAGUUUAAAUAAAUUAGCAAACAGUAUAAAAAGCAUUACAAACUAUGUUUAAUGGAGUAUAUAAUAUAUUUAAUGAAGGCUAAAAAUAAAAUUUAGAAGGAGUUUUAAAAGAAUUCUUGAAAAUUUUAUAAGAAUUUCAAUCUAUGCCAGUUUAUCCUAAAUUAAAAGAAAUGUCUAAAUUUACUAGUCUAUUGAGCUUAGUAGUAGAGGUCUUUAUAAAUUUUAAAUCAUUGUCAAGAAGUGAAAUUUUAAGAAUGCUUAAAAAGUUUAUUUAAGACUCUUAAAUAGAGGAUAAAUUUGAUGUUUGUAAAUUUAGUGUAAUUGAUUUUUGUGACUUCCUUCUUUUGAUUAUUAGCUCAUUUAAUUAAGAGUAGAAGACUCCUGAUGUAAAUCAAAUGAGAGAAAUAUUUAUUUCUAUUUUUAAAGAAAGUCAAAACGCUGAUAAAACUGAUGUCAAAAAGCUGUCUUCAAUUGUUGUUUUCUUCAUUUUAGGAUUUAGAAGUAACUUACAAAAUAUACCAGUUGACGUGAUUAAAGAUAUAUUAGAAUGGGUUAGAGAAAAAUGCAAAGAUGAUAAUGGCUUAUUUAGAUUGAUUGAAUUUAUAUAGCUUGUUUUAGAUAAUAAAGGAAAUAGUAAAGGAAAUGCAUAAUAAAAAAAGCUAAUACUUAUAUAAAAUUUACUGUGUUUACUUGAGAAAUUAUUUAACAAUAAGAUAGGUUAAAUAGAGAAUAUGCAGGUAGGUUCGCAAAGAAUUUAUGGUGUAUCAAAGGAAUUUUAGAAAUUCUUUUUAAAAAUUAUAUUUUGUAAACAUGGAAAUUUUACAAAUUAAUCAGAUUGGGAAAGUCUUACACAAUUAAAUCAUUUUUAAAUCAUUUCUAAAAAAAUGAGGAUGUCCCCAUAAGAUUUAAUUGGUUUAAUAUAAUUCACGCUCAACUAAAAUACAUUGCCAUAAUACUAAAGUUUUAUAAGAAUGAUUCUUAAUUAAUAUAAGAUUUAAAAGAAAGCUUAAAAAAGAUUAAAUCAACUUAUCGUGUUUGUUUUGUCUACAGAUGAUUAUGAUCUUCACGAAGUUUUCAUUGAAUUAGAUAUUGAAGAUAAAAUAGAAUUUUUGUUUCUUGAAAAAAAUAAAAAAGAAACAUUAAAAAAGAUAAAUUUUGAAGAUUUUAAGACAAUUCUAUAAUUUUUAAGAGGAAAAUAUGACUUUGAUCUAUUUGAGUCACAAAUUACCUAAAUAUUAGAUAAAAACUUCCCUGAUUUCCAAGGAUAUAUGUCUAACAAUACUGUUGGAAAAAACAAAAGUGCUAAUAUCAUCAAUUUUAUCAAAAAUAUUAAAUUUAAAAAUUAAGCAUUUUCUUACAUGUUGAAUAAUAUACAAAUUGGAUAAAUCACAUACUAAUAAAUUGCACAGCUGAUUAAACAUUUGUAAAUUGGAGAAGAAUAAGGUGUUGAUAGCAAAACAGCAAAUUUAUUUGGAAAACUAAUAUCUUUGACAAAUUUAAAUAGUUUAAAUUUAACUUCAUCAUCCUCUGUUUUCAAAGAAUAAGUUUAAAACCUUGCCACGAUUAUUAAUUUAGACGAGAAAAUAGUAUAGUCUUUUUUAUAAUUAGUAUUUUGCCCUGAUGAUAAACUAUUCGAGUAAUUUAAUGAUUGCUUUUAGAUGCAAAUAAGUGGUCUUAAUUAUAGUUAGUUUAUAAACCAUACUGUAUUUAACGUGAAAGAAAUAGAUGAUUACUAAAAUUAACUUACCAAAAUAAAUUAAACACUUUUCUAAAAUAAAAUUCCUAUACCUUUACUUAAGAGCAUAGUUGUAGACAUGUAGAUUCCAUAAAAUAUGGAAACUAUUUAAUUCUUGUUGCAGCUCACCAACUAAGAAAUCCCUAAAAGCAUUAAUAGCUUUAUCAAGUUUGUAUUUAACUCUUAAAUGAAUUCAGAAAAAGAAGAAUUUAUUUAAUUAAUACUUUAAAGUUAAAAUAGUGUUACUGAAAAAAAUUACUUAGGUGUUUCAGGAUUAGUAAACAUGUUUACAAACACUAAAAGCUCUGUCAAGCUUUAAAUUCUUCUUCAAUAUUUAGCUGACUCUGACAAUUAGUAUAUUUUAUUAAUAGCUUGUAUGUUUUGUUAUUUAGAGGGUAGAGCAGAAGGAAUAUUUAUAAAAAUAAAUGACAACUAAAGCAAUAAAAAAAACACAUUAAAGCUCUCAAUUGAACAAUACUUAUCAAGAUAAUUAGAGAUUAAAAUAGAAUUUUUUGAGGCAUUCCAAGCAAUUUUUUGUAGCAAUAUACAACAAUUUUCCUCUGCUCUUAUCAAACUUUUUAGAUAGAUCGAUUACCAAGAGCAGAGAUUAAUAAAAGAAUUCAGUUAAUAAGGAAUUAAAUCAAAUUAAGUUGCUCCAGAUGGAAAAUCUAAUACAAAAACAUAGAUUUAUAUGGAAAUUGUAAAAAAUAAAACAGAAUUAUCCUUUAAAGAAGCAUAAACAUAAUAAGAAAAUUUUGUAAAUAACGUCACUGUUUCUGAUAAAGAAGUUGAGCAAUACCUCAACUUAAAAAGAGGUUAAUCUAUUAAUACUUCCUUUUUUAGUAGAGAGCUCAAUAUCCCUCUUGACAUUGUGGAAUUCUUUUAGUAUAUUUAUUAAAUAAAAAGUGCUGAAGACUAUUAAUCUAUAAAUAAAACAUUUGAAGAAAUGAAAAACAGCUCAUCAGUAAUUUCAGUCUUGAAAAACAUAAACUUAGAGUUAAAAGAUCUUAAAAAUUGCAUAAAGUUAUUUUAUAAAAUGAUUGAAAUAUAAGAAGUUUAAUAACUUUAAGAAGCAUUUAAUUUGCCUUCUACUGUGAAUGUAGAAGCAUUACAGAAUCUUUUACUUCUCGAUUAAGAUUUUGAUGAUUUUGCAAAUAUAGAAGACAAUAGAAAGUUAUUAUAUAAUUCUUUAAACUAAAAUACAAUAAAUUAAAAAUUUGAAAUAAAACCAUAUUGGUCUUCUUUUAUUUUCUGUUUAACUAAAAAUUUUGUUUUACUUGAAGCUUUUGCUAAUAAAAACACUUUACUCCAGCAAGCGACUGAUAAAGACCCAUAAUUAAUAUCUAUUUUCUAAGGUUUUAUAGGGGUCAUUUAGAAGAGAAGUUGUGAAUUGCCAAUCGAAAAAAUAUAUUAGAGUAUUUAUUUGCUUUAUCAGUAAGAAAUUUUAGUUAAGAAAAAAGAAAAAUCAGAAAAUUAAGAUUAUGAUGAAUAUUUUGAUGAUGAAGACGAAGAAGAAGGAUCAAAUGAUUAAUAGUAAUCAGAAAAUAAAAGUGCAUCUGCUAUCUAAAUAGAAAAAUCAAAUAAAUUUGAAUAUGCAAUGUAUUUACUAUAUAAAGAACUUCAGUUAAGUCCAGUUUGGAUUUUGCUAAUGUCUGGAGAUGUUUGUGCUUGGGAUGAAUACAUUUUAAGAUAUUACUACACUUACAAAUUUGAUACAAAUUAUUAAAAUAAUCCAGCAAUAUCUCUCAUCUUAAUUCUUCAACUAAGAUAAACAGCAACUAUUGUAAAAGAAUUUAUCUCCUACCUUGAGUAUUACAUACAAAUGUAUAAGACGUAUUCUGAGCAAGGUGAAACAUAACAAUUUAUUGAGGUUGGGAAAAAAAUUGUUUAAUUUUUAGGAGAAUAUUUAUACCAUUUAAUUACCAAAGACGCCCACAAAAUAACUGAGCUUGCAUAGGCUUGUUAAUUUCCUUAGGUUAUACUAAAUUGUUUAGCAGAAGAAGAAUUUAAUACAAUUACAGAUGAAAAAGAGAAAGAGUAGUACUAAAAGGAUGAUAUUAAUAAAUUAUUUGAAAGAGCAGCUCGAAUUUAUAAGGAUUAAAUAGAGAAGUAGAAUUAUUAUGACUUUAUUUAUGAUUUAUAUUCUAAUGUUGAUAAAUUGUGCUUUAAAUAACCUAAAAGUACUAAAAAAGCAAAUUAAGCUACUCACUUCUCUUAAAGUCUAUAAUAAGAUGGAAUAGUCUAACUCCUUCUUAUAAGCACAUUGACACAAUUAUAGGAUAGCAGAAAGUUUUUAUUUUCAUUUAAUGAUAAAGGAUGUGAUCAUUAUAAUUAAGUCAGCUAUGAAAUUGAUUUUCUAUUAACAACUUUUGAUAUCUUUUAUUUUAUGAAGUUGGAUAAUCCUAACUUUUAAAAGUUCUACAUGCAUCCAAUUAUAGGCUUAUGCUGUGGAUUUAAUAUUGAUGGCCAUGAGAUAUUAUCUCAUUCUCCUGUAAAGCCAAUAGCUAAUUCAGAUUUUAGGAAAAAGUUUAUUGAACUUAAAAAUCAUGAUGAAAAAGAAAAUUUAAAAAUUGAAUAGAUCGAAAGUAUAUUUUAAGACUUUGGUUAGAUAAUUUAAUAAAUAGCAAAAGAAGAUCCAUCACUAAUUCUUAAGGAACCUAAUAAUGAACCCAAUAAAGAACCUAAAGAAUAAAAAAUAAAGAGAUUUAGCUUAAACUUUUUCUCAAGCUUAAACUAUUCUGUAAAAACUGAGAAAUCAAGAUAAUUCAUGAAUAGGCUAAUAGAAGAGUUUGAUUCUUUUAUUGAAUCACAAUAUACAACUGAUUCUACAGAGAAUUUUUUUUAUUUAAAUUCUCAUAAAUCAGAGUAGCAAGAGUAAUUAAGAGAUGAAGUAUCAUAAGAAGAAAAAUCAUAUUUAGAGUUUGUAGAAUCCCCUAAUGCUCAAACUCUUUUGGGAUUCUUUAAAUAGGAUUACGAGUGCUUAUUUAACAAUAGCGUAAUGAUACAAUACUAUCAAGAAGAUCUAAAAUUAUUUGUAAACAUACUUUAGUUAUCAGGAUCACUUUGGUCUUCGUUUGCUAAAAAUACUGAUAAUGAAAAAUUUACUAGAUAAAUUUCUUAAGCUACUUAAUUUAUGAACAGCAAUAAAAAGUCUUUAUUAUAAAUUGCUUCCUUAUUCUUUGACGGAAUUGAUAAUGAUUUAUCUACUAUCUGUGAAAGCAUGAACAUAAGUCCAAAGCUGUUAAAAAUUUUUUCUAAAGUUUUUUUGGAUAAAUACUAUACUGAAAUCAAGGAUUUUGAAAACCUUCUGUCUCUGACUAAGUAUUCUGAAACGAAUAAAAAGGUAAUUAGGAAUAUAAUACAUAUAUAUAGUGGAGGGCUUGAUACAAUGUUGGAUAUCACAAAAUUUUCUCCUCUAUUUUAAUAUUCACAAUGCUAUUAAAUUUUUUAUUAGAUGCUUUACUCAUUUGAUAGUUGGAGUAUUCUAAGCUAAAAAACUGAUCCUUGUAAGAUUAAUAUAGCAGAAUAAGUUUUUCUUUCACCAGAUAGAGAGGAAAAUAAAUUUAUGCUAUAAAAAAUUGUUUUCAAAUUGUGUAAAGAGGUUAUGAAAGAAUAAGUAAAAAGAGCAAAAGAUAAUAAUGAUCAAUCAUUUGUAAAUAAAUAUUCUCACCUUCUUGAAGAAGGAAAAAAUAAAGAAAAAAACGAAUUUGUGAUAGAAGCAAUAAAUUGCAUUAUUGAUAAUUCUUGGAAGUUCUUAUUUAACUAAAAAGAAGAGUUGAUAAAUUAAUUCAUGAAUUAUACUUUCAAUGUAUCUGAAAGCUAAGUUAAACUUUUAAAGAUUUUAUGCAUAUUUAAACCUAAUUUACAUUAAUUGCAGUAGAAAGAAAUCAAUCAAGUUAUUAAGGAUCCACCUAUCAAAAAUGGAUUUGAGAUUCUUUAGUAAUUUGGACUUAUUGAAAAAAAUAUAAGAAAAGAAUAUUUUGAUUUAAUACUUGGAAUAACUAGUGACAGAGGAUUUUUAGCUAUAGAUGCUCUAAUAUAACUUUAAGAUGCUGGAAAAUUAUUUGGAAAAAACAAUUCUGUGGAUUAACAACUUAAUCAGGAAGGUAGUAAUUCAGGAUAAUUGAAAAAGAAAUUUUAAAAUAUACAAACUAGUUUGAUUCUAAGAUCUUUGUAUCUAUGGAAAAAAAUAUCGGCAACAAACUUUAAUCACAAGUAGCUUGAUCCUUAAUAAGAUUUAUAACCACUAGCAAAUACCAUAACAUUUUUAACUGCACAUGUCAUAGAUUUACUAGAGUCAAAAUCUAAUGUAUUAAAUAAUAAUACUAUUUCAGUUUCUUUAGAUAACGGAGAUAUAAAUUAUAAAAAUCUAAUUUAACAAUUCAAUUCAUUUUUAGAGUGUGGACCUUAAGAUAUAUCUUUUUUAGAUGAUUUAGAAGUUGUUAAAUCUUCUGAUAAAACUUCAGUAGCAAACAUUUCUGAAAGUUUUGGCAUUUUAGCAAAAUACUUAACUGCGACCAAUAUUUCUUGUUAUAUUUCAAAAUUUUUCUCAACGAGUAUCUAUGAUGUAAUUGGAAGCACGCACGCUGUCCCAGAGUUUAUGUUAAGCAUCCUCGGAUUUUUCAUUUCAGGAAUAAAAUCAUCUGAGAUAUAAUUAGAUAAAUACUUUCAAAACGCAGAUGAAAAAAGCUUUAUUUUCUAAUUAUUGUAAUAAAAUGGAAAAUUCACUGAAACUUCAAAAAAUUUUGCUGAGUUUUUCUAUCAUUUUACAAAAAUUAUGCUAAUUUAUUAAUUAUAGAUUAGUUAAGAGGAGAAAAAUAAGCAGCUACUUGAUGAAUUUUAUUUUUUUUGUUAAAACUGUUUCAGUAUAGUUACUGGAAAAGAAAUGCCUUAAUUUAUAAUUGAUUCCAUUGGUGCUUUAAGAGAUUUAGAAUAAAAGUAAGUAGAUGUUAUAGUGAAGGAUUUGAUUAUUUUUUUAGUGGAAGAGACUAACUUGAAAGACUAUUUAGAAAUAAAAAAUGAAGAUAAAUAAAUUAGUCAGCAAUUUUAUUUAAUAUUUAAAAUGCUUUCUACUAUAUUUAAUCGUCCUAUUAUCAGUUUGUAAGAUUAAACAGUAGUUUAAAAUCUUAGCUUACUAAUUCAAGUUUCUGGAGAGGAAUUUAUUAGUUAAGAGUAGGUAUAAAGUUUGGUUGGGCUUCUUUAAGGAGAUAUUUCAAAUAUAUUUAAUUUAAUUAGCUAAUUUAAUCUAUUAAAUUAGAAUGAUAUGAAAACAAUAUAAGAAUUUGUUUCUACAACUUAAAAAUUAGCUGUUUUUUCGAACCGUAGCUCUCUAGAACAAAUUAAAGCAACUCCUUAAUAAGUUGUAGAUGACUAAACAAAAGAUAUUCUAAAAAGGCUGAAUGAAGGAAAAAUAAGUAUUUAGGAUAUUUUUAGAUCUUUAGUAAACUAAGAAGGUUAAAAUGGAAUGAUUAAUAUUGAUACAUUUUGUACCUUCUUGAAUAGAAUAGGUAUUACACUUAGUUAGCAUAGAGCAAAUGAAAUUUUUGCAAUUAUCAAAAAGAAAAACAUACUAUCAAGCUAAAAAGAAUAAUUUUUAUUAAGCGAAGAUGAAUUCGAAAGAGCUUUUGAAUAUGUUAAUCUUAAAAAAAUUAGUAUGUCACUUGAGAAGUUAGGAAUAUCUGCUGCUUUGUUGGCAUUAUCUCUAGGCACAUUAAUACUAAUACUAAUUUUAUUAUUUGUGUUCAUAUUUUUAGGAAUAUAAGCAUUCACUUUAGGUGGAACAUUUGGGGCUAUUAUAAAUUCUAUCAUCCCAAUGGCUGCAGCAUCGGGUACAGCUGCAUCAUAAGAUGAUAAAACAUAAAAUUUGAACGAAAAAAGUAUUAAAAAUGUGGUAAAAGAGAUAGAACAGAUUUUAAAUUCAAAACAGCUUUGA
This is a messenger RNA of Tetrahymena thermophila SB210, 11982 nucleotides long. Its product is annotated as phage head-tail adaptor family protein, putative. The record is from RefSeq and is a predicted model, not a curated record. The transcript is spliced from 29 exons. Lineage: Eukaryota; Ciliophora; Oligohymenophorea; Hymenostomatida; Tetrahymenidae.